GAUGGUAACCAUGGUGAUCCAGUUCUCAGUCCUCAUCGUGCUCCAUUCCUGUCUGGUGCUAGUUACGACGGCGGAGGACUACAAGUGUCUGCCUCUGGUCCUGCGCAAAGCAUGCUGCUGGAUCAACGAGACGUACGCGGCGCGAAACGUCAUCAUCUUCGUCUCGAUCCUCAUCAACUUCCUGGCAGCCAUGAUCAAUAUACUGUGGUGCGACUUCGACAAGUCCAGCACCUUCAGGAACCAGACGUACAACGAGUCGGCCUCCAUCCCAGACAUCUGCUUCUACCCAGAGUAUUUUGUGUUCACCGGGGUCCUGGCGAUGGUGACGUGCGCCGUGUUCCUGCGGCUCAACUCGGUGUUGAAGUUGGCGGUACUGCUGGUGAUGAUCGCCAUCUACUCGCUGCUGACGGAGGCGUUCUACACCUCGCUGUUCGUUCGCUACGACACCGUCCACCACAACACAGA
Plectropomus leopardus (leopard coralgrouper) is the source of this 465-nucleotide messenger RNA. The record is from RefSeq and is a predicted model, not a curated record. NCBI's taxonomy places the organism in Eukaryota, Metazoa, Chordata, Actinopteri, Perciformes, Serranidae.